Molecule: messenger RNA, 645 nt
Organism: Macadamia integrifolia
Lineage: Eukaryota; Viridiplantae; Streptophyta; Magnoliopsida; Proteales; Proteaceae
Product: auxin-repressed 12.5 kDa protein-like
Exons: 3
Coding region: 137-472 (111 amino acids)
Source: RefSeq, a predicted model, not a curated record
AAACCUCCCUCCACUAUUUAUAGCAGAGCAAGAACUUGAAACCAAACCAAGCCAAGCUCCCACACCCAUCCUGCCUAAAGAGAAGAAAGGCUCAAAGGAGAUAGAGAUUGUGUAUUUUUGUCAAUAAUCAGAAAAUAUGGUUUCGGUAGAAAAUUUCUGGGACGAGGUUGUGGCUGGGCCUUAUCCUGAUCAGGGCACGAGGAAGAUCACCACCAAGCCCUUGAACCUUAAAAGAUAUGAGGAAGGAGAGGGAAGCAAAUCCUUGUUGAUGCCAGAAAGCCCAACAACUCCGGCAACGCUGGCAACACCAUCGUCAGCUAGAAAAGAGAACGAAUGGAGGAGUGUGUUCAACCCAGGUAGCAACCUUGCCACCAAAGGCAUCGGAGCUGCACUCUUCGACAAGCCCCAACCUAACACCCCUACUGUUUAUGACUGGCUUUACAGCAAUGACACCAGGAGCAAGCACCGUUGAGAAGAGUGAUGUGGAUUAUUAUUAUUGAAUAAGCCCAUACAUACAUAAGUAGUCAAUCAUGUAGUGCUGCGGACUUGUGGUAUAUAUAAGUAUGUAUACCCUGUCCUCCUUGUACAUAAACUUUCUUGUUCAAAAUCAUGGCCAUUAAUAAAACAUAAGUGCACUUAAAUUCA